Messenger RNA from Glossina fuscipes, 547 nucleotides. RefSeq lists its product as uncharacterized. The transcript has 2 exons. The record is from RefSeq and is a predicted model, not a curated record. The coding region runs from base 22 to 504 and encodes 160 amino acids. NCBI's taxonomy places the organism in Eukaryota, Metazoa, Arthropoda, Insecta, Diptera, Glossinidae.
GAAACUUGAAACUUGAACACAAUGUCACAGCAACAACAACAACAAGCUCCUCUCUAUAAUCACGAUUUAAAUUACAGGCAGCAUUAUAUUUCUGUAUGUAAAGUUUUUGAGCUCCUUAACAAUGGUUGUACUCCGAUGUCGUGCCAUCCAAUAUCCGAGCGACAAAUUGAUAUUUUAAAAAACCUUCCUAAAUAUGAGCUCAGGAUGGCGUACAAGUUCAUGUAUAAUAAUGAACAAUUGUUCAAAAAAUUCUUCCCCUUAUUUUGCUUCUAUUUUGGCAUACAAGGGGAUAGAAACAAGCUGCUGACUAUGGCCGACAAUUUAAAUCGAUAUCCUGAUCAUUUAGUCUUUUUGUUUGAUUUGCACGCCGGCCUAAUGAAGACCGGUCUAAACAAGAUGAAUGCUUGCCGUUAUAUUUUGACAAGAAGUUGCAAGAAUUUAACAGAUGAACUGUUUAUGCAGUUUCUCGCAAUUUUUGAGGGAAAUUUGUCAACAGAAAUGUGAAAGGAUCAAUGUAUACAAAAAAAAGAGUUUUUGUGGUAUGAAU